GCUGAGCUGAUAAGGUCCACCAGGAAGGUCCCCAUCGUGCUAGAUUCGCCCGAUGAUUGGUGGAACUGGGACUCUCAUAUAAAAGGCAUAGCGAUGAGCUAUGGAGUGAAAGAGAUCUUGCUUGGAGAAACACCACGCCCAUUAAAGCCAAUUCACCCUGAUGAUUCAGAGAAUACGCAAGCGAACCAAUCAUAUGAUUGUCAAGUCAACAGCUGGAAGAGAUGA
Molecule: messenger RNA, 225 nt
Organism: Aspergillus novofumigatus IBT 16806
Lineage: Eukaryota; Fungi; Ascomycota; Eurotiomycetes; Eurotiales; Aspergillaceae
Exons: 1
Source: RefSeq, a predicted model, not a curated record